CCUCAAACUCAAAAAAAUUCAAAAAUGGGCGAACUCGAAGUGCCAGAAAGAGAGCUCGAAUACUUCGCAACAUCGGCUCGAGCUGGUCGCCGUAACGCACUUCCGGAGAUUGAGGUCGAGAUCAACGAUCCUGAUGCAGCAAAACUUGCGGAGCGAAUGUCAGACAUGAAGGCUCACUGUGAUCAGACGGCAGAGUCACAAAACCAACCAGGACCUUCCCCACCGAAACAAGGAACUUCGUAAUAGAGAAAAACGUUCCGCUAUUAAAACCAAGAAGUGAUCAAACAUCGAGACGACGCUGUGAAGAUUGUUGUAACGAUUUUGUAAAUUUCCAACAUUUUUUUAUAACUUUCACCAACUCUGAAAAUGUUUUAAUUUUUUAAGUUGAACAAAUGCAACAAAAAAACAAGCGGGUUCUAGUUUGGCGUUGAAAACU
Messenger RNA from Caenorhabditis elegans, 436 nucleotides. It is a transcript of the gene K09E9.4, whose product is annotated as NET domain-containing protein. Gene Ontology annotation, molecular function: cAMP-dependent protein kinase inhibitor activity. NCBI's taxonomy places the organism in Eukaryota, Metazoa, Nematoda, Chromadorea, Rhabditida, Rhabditidae. The transcript is spliced from 3 exons. Bases 25 to 243 code for a protein of 72 amino acids. The record is from RefSeq and is marked reviewed.